AUCAGAGACCAACAACUGAGACACCAACACCUCAUCCUCACUGUGUGCAGCCCUCACUACCAGGCAUCACCAUGGCAAUGCUGAACGCCUCAAUCAAAUAUAAGAAAACCAUCUCAAAAAGUAUUCUGAUCCGUGAAGGACCUCCUACUGUCUACCAGCUGAGACCAGAGAAAGAGAAUAUUGGAACUCUGACAAGAAUGACUCUUGGUGAAAAGAAUCCAGAGAAGAUAAACAAAACCAUCUUGCUUGUUGGUGAAACAGGAACUGGAAAAUCUACUCUGAUCAACGCUCUGGUCAACCACUUCAUGAGAGUGGAGUGGAAGGACAAUGUCUGGUUUCAGAUCGUAGAGGACGAGAAGAAAAAACAAUCAGAGAGUCAGACAUCAGAUGUGACCGUGUACGAGAUCUUUUUGUUUGAAGAUGAAACUCUGCCCUUCUCUCUGACCAUCAUCGAUACUCCUGGAUAUGGAGACACAGGAGGGACUGAAAAAGAUUUCAUGGUCAGUCAAAGAUUGUUGGACUUGUUCCGCUCAGAUGAUGGAGUUCAUGAGAUCAACGCAGUCUGUCUGGUGCUGAAAGCAGCCGAGAAUCGAGUGAGUGACCGACUGAGGUACAUCUUAGAUUCAGUGAUGUCUCUGUUUGGAAAGAACAUGGAGAAGAACAUUGUCGCCCUCAUCACACACUCAGACGGUGGGCCACCUGAAAAUGCUCUACAAGCCCUCGAUGCUGCAAAGAUCAAAUGUGCCAGAAAUGAAGACAACGAGCCUUUUCAUUUUCUGUUCAAUAACCGCCAGAGCAAUGAGAGAACACCCAAAUAUAAGGUUUCUUUAAAAGGUGCAUGGGACUUAUCAAUGGACCAAAUGGAUGAAUUUGCUGAUUUCCUGAAAAAAGCUUCACCUCAGAACCUGAUGACAACAGUGGAAGUGUUGAAGGCACAAACUAGAAUCACUGCCUGCAUCCAAAACCUGAAAGAGAGAAUCGAGUUGACUGAACUGAAACAGAGAGAAAUCCAUCAGACUCAGGAAGCUCUGAAGAAACAUGAAGAAAAGAUGAAGAACAAUGAGGAGUUCACUGUAGAGGUUGAUGAGCCCUACAAAGAUAAAGAAGAGGUCAGUGAGUGGAGAUGGUGGGCGUUAGGGAUGAAUUAUGGAGGAUCUGUCACCUGUAAUGUCUGCGAGGAGAACUGUCACUAUCCAUGUACACUGGCCUGGUAUCCAAAACACUGUGAGGUCAUGGAAGGAGGACGCUGCACUUCAUGUACCAAGAAGUGUCCUGUAUCAGAUCACGUGAAAGAAAAGAAGAUCUAUGUUAACAAGACGAGGAGAGUUCCAAAGACCGAAGAAGGAAUGAAAGAGAAGUAUGAGAAGAGUAAAGCAGAAGGUGACAAGUCAACAAGCCUUCUGGAGAAUCUAAAAAAAGAAAUGGAAGAUCUUCAGAGAGGAAAAGAUGAGCUGUUGGAGGAGUCCUUUCAGCAUGUCCUCAAACUGGAGCAGAUCGCCCUGAAUGUUAACUCACUGUCCACUCAUGUCCACCUGGACUUCCUGCUGGAGAAGAUGAAGGAGAGAGGAGACACAAAGAAGGUCCAGAAACUGGAGGAGAUGAAACAUCGAAUGGAAGAAGAUAAAGGAAUCAAAGCAGCGCUGCAAUACAUGCGUGGUAGACUAGCAGCUGGUAAAGCAGCUGUAGGAUGGAAGUAGGUCAGAAUGAUUGAGAGCAGACAGCUGAGUAGAAACAACGUCCACACUGUUGGUAAGAUAUAUUUCAUUCUAGUUCUAUAAGUGUGAUGGUGAUUUAAUAUCUGAGACAAUUCAAAUGUAAUCAGCUUUUACAUGACAGAUGUGUCAUUUGUGUAAACAUCCCCCUCUGUGGUUUGUAACCACUGUUCUUGUAGUUUGAUUAUCAACAGUUACUUCACCAUCACAAACUGAAGUCAAAGUACAGGAAUACAUUUACUUUUCUUUACUUUCUUUAUUUGAUGUCUUUAAGGUUUUUCUAAUGUGAUUUUCAGUCAAUACAAGGCUGUGAUUUAUUCUGAUGUUGACAGAAGUAAACUGGUGGUGGGACAGUAACAAUGAAAUAUAUAAUAUAACCAUAAAUCUUCUUCUCUGAAUCACUUUGUACAGAGGAUGUUACAGAACUGAAUAUUCAGCUUUCAACCUUCAGACAUGAAUUCUAAUGUUCUUUUAUUUGAUUCAUGAUCAAUAUGUAUGAUCAUAUAUUAUAAACCCUGGUGUCUUCAUGCUUAUAAAGAUGAGUUAGAAUAGUUCAGAUGACACAUGUGGAGACUUGUUGAUCCAUUUAUGUAUUUUAGUGAUUCUGUUGUUCCUCAUGGAAUCAGUCCUGACUGAUG
Molecule: messenger RNA, 2350 nt
Organism: Anoplopoma fimbria (sablefish)
Lineage: Eukaryota; Metazoa; Chordata; Actinopteri; Perciformes; Anoplopomatidae
Molecular function (GO): GTP binding
Source: RefSeq, a predicted model, not a curated record